Molecule: messenger RNA, 1783 nt
Organism: Papaver somniferum (opium poppy)
Lineage: Eukaryota; Viridiplantae; Streptophyta; Magnoliopsida; Ranunculales; Papaveraceae
Product: ubiquitin-like modifier-activating enzyme 5
Exons: 14
Coding region: 242-1546 (434 amino acids)
Biological process (GO): protein ufmylation
Cellular component (GO): cytoplasm; cytosol
Molecular function (GO): UFM1 activating enzyme activity
Source: RefSeq, a predicted model, not a curated record
AGCCCGUUAGAGGGCGUUGGCAUUUACCAGUCGCGUCGCGUGCAACGUUAUAACUUUUCUAGAGAGAGAAAGGGUAACGAUGCAAAAGUAAAAAGACAGAGAGAAUCGGUUAUUUUCUUCUUCUUCUUGUUCGGGAAAUCCAAUCCAAUUUUGUUCGCAGAGAGAAGAUCACAUCACUCAUCACUGUGUUUACAGAACAAGAUUGAUUUUUAAUAAUUUUGAUUUUGAGAGAGUAGAGAUAAUGGAGGUAGAAUUAAAGGAAUUGUUGAAUGAUGUUGAACAGCUCAAGAAUUCUUCAUCAGAUCCAAAUCAUCUUCCUUUGAUUCUUAAGCUGGAGGAACGUAUAGAAAACCUGACGAAUCUUGCGAAAUCAGCAAAUUCUAGGCGGAAUAAAGUGAAGGAUAUGAGUGCUGAAGUAGUAGAUAGCAAUCCGUAUAGCAGACUAAUGGCACUUCAAAGGAUGGGUAUUGUGGAAAACUAUGAAAGAAUACGAGGAUUCUCUGUUGCCAUUGUUGGAAUAGGUGGAGUAGGUAGUGUUGCAGCUGAGAUGCUAACAAGGUGCGGUAUAGGUCGCCUGUUGUUGUAUGAUUAUGAUACAGUAGAGUUAGCUAACAUGAAUAGGCUAUUCUUCCGCCCAGAGCAGUGCGGCAUGACCAAGACAGACGCUGCUGUGCAAACUCUUUCAGAUAUUAAUCCAGACGUCAUACUUGAGAGCUACACAUUGAAUAUUACAACAAUGCAAGGUUUUGAAACAUUCGUGGAGAGCUUGAAGAAUCAAAAAUAUCGUCAAACUAAAAAUGGUACUGGAGUUGAUCUGGUUUUGAGCUGUGUAGACAAUUACGAAGCACGUAUGGUUGUAAACCAGGCUUGCAAUGAGCUGAACCAGACGUGGAUGGAGUCUGGGGUAUCUGAAGAUGCCGUUUCUGGUCAUAUACAAUUGCUUAUUCCUGGGGAAACAGCUUGUUUCGCAUGUGCUCCUCCUCUGGUUGUCGCUUCUGGGGUAGACGAGCGGACAUUAAAACGUGAGGGUGUUUGCGCUGCAUCUUUGCCCACCACAAUGGGUGUUAUUGCUGGUCUUCUUGUGCAAAAUACACUCAAAUACUUGCUAAAUUUUGGUCAAGUAUCCCCAUACUUGGGAUAUAACUCUUUAAAGGACUUCUUCCCAACAAUGGCAAUGAAACCAAACCCACAGUGUUCAAACUCACCUUGUCUGGAUCGGCAGGCUAUUGUGCAGAAGGAUUACAUGCUCACAAAACCAGAAAGGGAUGCUGCAGCUAAGGCGAAGAUGGAGGCUGAAGCAUUAUUAGUAGUAGAAUCCCCCGUUCAUGCUGAAAAUGAGUGGAACAUAAGUGUGGUUGAUGAUGACGACGAGAUGGAGAAGAAGGAUCCUGCUCACAUAAAUUCAGAUGCUCUUCCAGCAGGUCUUGUUCGUGAACUUCCAAGUGCGGAUGACUUCCAAACUUUACCAGUUCCAGCAGAAGAAACAAGCAAUCCUAUUGACGAUCUUGAGGAACUCCGUCGCCAACUUGAUGCCCUUAAUGCGUAACCCUUAAAACCAACCACGAGCCUUGUUAUUUAUCAUAGCUAACCUUUUUGUUAUACCAAAAACAAAAUCACAAAAGCAGGCAUAGUUUUUGAUAGUUUUCACAUGAGAAAAUACCUUAUUUCUGUUUGCUACUAGAGUAGGCGAGGUAGGCUUUAAAGACGAUGGUUUUGGAUGCUUGCCAUCCAUCAAAAGUUAUGGAAGUCACUCUUACCUCAGGUUACAGAUUCUGAUUUUACA